CAUGUGUACUUGUUUUACCUUUUAUAAGGAUUUCAGUGACCAUAUUUCACUAGUUGUAUGUUCCGAACGUUCAAUUCUUGUAUAAGUUUGACGAGGGUCCGAGCAUUGUCUGGAUUCAUACCAUAGGAAGAAGCCUCGCUGUACUUAAUAGCCAGGGGCACGCGCCGGUGCGCGGGCCCCGGCAGACGCCCCGUAAGGAUUUUGGUUGCGCAAGACCUUAUCUAGUACAGCUUUGGCGAAAUGUCUGAAACCGCAUCACAACGAAGCGGUAAUGAUGCAUCUGAGACUUCGUCGCAAGCGGCAGACCGUGCAAUCCUCAAGAAGAGGAACCGUGGCCGCAACAAUGUCAACGGCGAGGAGGAUGACCUUCUGGAGCAGAAAAAGUCCCUACAAGAGGGCGUCUUUUCGGCCAUGUACAUGCUUUCCCGCAGCAAAUCAGCAGACAGCUGGAAGUUCGCGGUGGUUAAAAUCGUACUGGAGGGGUUGAUUCCCUUUCUGGUGGUGUUCACGCCCAUCAACCACUGGAACAUCAACAACUCCAACCCGCUGUGGCAGGCGCUGCGAUGGGUGCUGCCGCGCACCCCCGUGGCCUAUAUCUGGGGCUACACCGCCUACAUCCGGGUGUUCUACGCGCUGGUGGCGCUGGUGUACGUGGCGGUGGGCUGCAUCGCGCUGCUCACCUUCGCAAUGAGGAAGCAGGAGCACUCCAAGUGGCUGAAGCGGUUCGCUGGCUACCUGCAGACCUUCUCCGAGGUGGUGUUCAGCCUCUUCUACAUGUCCGUCUUCGACUACAUGAUGUUCCUGUUCAACUGCAAGUUCUCCGGCCACGGCUCGCACUACCACAACUACUUCACAACCGUGGAGUGCCUCAAGUCCCCCCACAUGGUGCACAUGGCGGUGGCGGGGGUGACGUCCAUCAUAUUCUUCUGCAGUACGGCACUCAUGCUGGUGGCGGGUUGCGACCUGAACCCCGUGGCUCGAGGCCUCAUGGCCUCCCCCACGGCGGUCACGCGAGUCAAGGUCCUCAUACUCAAGGCCGCCUACAUCAUCUUCAUGAACACGCUCGCCUCGCUGGGCAAGGUGCAGGCGGUGUCCAUGACGGCAGCAGCCAUGAUCAUCCUGUGGUUCAACUUCUCCAGGCUCCCCUUCCUGCGCUGGGACAUCAACCUGGCCUGGGUGGGCGGCUGGACGGGUGUGAGCUACACCUGCAUCAUCUUCUGCGUCUUCAAGUUCAGCAAGCGCAAGGAGCAGGAGGACUUCCAACACCGCAUGACAAAGUUGGUUUUGUACGGCAUCUUUGCCGCCGUGGCGUUCGGCGUGGCGGCCACUCAGCUGUGGAUGCGGUACCGCCGGCGGGUGAUGAAGAAGUUUGUGAACCUAGAUCCCGCUGCGAAGCUGAAGCGGGUACACAACUUCGGUUCGCCAGAGGAUGUGGAGGUGCUUUCCCGCUGCAUGCGCCGCUUCGACCGCGACGGCAUCACGUUGGAGGAGUUCGCGAUGCUGGGGGACACGGUGAUCAAGUGUGGCAUGGCCGUGUUCCCCAACAACGUCUUCCUGCUCAUCCUGUACGCCAACUACCUAAUGGAGGUCAAGAAGGACGGACCCGCGGCACGAACACACCUGCAGCUGGCACUCAAGGGGGGGCCCAGCCUGAUCCAGCGCUACCAGAUCUUUUACACCAUCGAAAACAGCAAGCGGCUGAAGGACGGCCAGGAGGGCGCGCUGGACCUGCAGAGCUACGUGGAGUUCAAGCGCAACUACCGCGCCGUCAUCCGCGUGCACAAGGCGGCGCUCACCGCGCAACGCGAGUUCUGGCAGCUGCUGCAGCGCUCGGCCGUGCGCAUGUCGGCGGUGGAGGAGGCGUUGAAGGCCAUGGAAGAGGCGGCGGACACGGCACAUCAGGUGUAUAAGAGGGUGCUGGAGCGCUACCCCAGCAACGGCAAGCUGCUGCGCUGCUACGGCAAGUUCCUGGAGGACGUGCGCAACGACUCGGCGGCUGCCUCCCGGGUGUACACGGAGGCGGCGCGGAACGGCGGGGGGGACGGACUGCUGUCCCUGGACCUGCAGAUCAAUGGCAGUGACAAGCCCGAGUUCCUGACCACCAUGGACCUGCAUGAGGAUGCAUGCAUCGUGAUCAAUGCCGAGGGAACCAUCCUCAUGGUUAACGCGUGCGUCACCAACCUACUGGGUUACCCCAAGACGGACCUGGAGGGGGCCAACGUGAGCGUCAUCAUGCCGCAGCCCUUCUCCGGGCGCCACACCGCCUACCUCACCCGAUACGUGCAGGGCGGCGAGGCACACAUCCUGGACACGGUUCGUGACGUGGUGGCGCUGCACAAGGAGCGCUACGUCUUCCCGCUGCAGCUGUGCGUCACCAAGCUGUCGGGCAUUGGCACUGACGCCAUCUUCCUGGGUGUUCUGCGCCCCAUGCCGCUGGACGCGCACUACCUGCGUGUGUGGCUGGCACCCAACGGCGUCAUCCUGUGCGCCGACCCGCAGUUCGCCAGUCUGACGGGCGUGCUCAGCGAGGACAUGGUUGGCCUGUCCUUCCAGACGCUGUGCACCGACAUGAGCGCGGUGGAGUCGCUGCUGGAGCUGUGCAAGGAGGCCAGCUACGAGACGCUGGUGGCGGGGGCGAUUGUGAAGGAGAUGCUCAUCGUGAACAAGCACCUGCAACCCAUCCCGGUUGAGAUCCGCGUCACGCCGGGCGGCACCGAUUCGCAGCGCAUCUUCGUCCUCAACGCGCACCGCAUCGACGGCAACACGGACGGCCUGAUGGUGGUGGAUUCCAAGGGCGCCAUCAACUUUGCAACCUGGGACGUGGCGGCGCUGCUGGGCUACCCGCUGCGCAAGUUCCUGAAGAUGAAGCUGGAGCAGGUGCUGCCGCCACCCUAUGCAACCAUGCAUGCCAAGUACUUGAAGGACCACCCGGUGCUCAUCCCGCCCACCAGCUGCCGCGCGGGGCGGCUGGUGGCGCUGGUGAACAGCAACAACGUGCAGGUGCCGGUGCGGCUGCAGGUGGCCACACAGGAGGACGCGGUCAGCGGGCGCACAAAACACAUCGUGCAGGUUCGCAAGGUGGACACCUCCUCCUCCCACACCUACGCCGACCGCCGGCUGGUGCUGCUCACCUCCAUGAACGGCACCAUCCUAUCCGCCGACCCCCCCGACUCCAUCCUCUUUGGCUUCACCGCCUCGUCUGCAAUCGGCUCCAACCUGUCGGACGUGAUUGACAUAUUCGAGGAGUGGCACGAGCGCGCGGGGCUGAACCAACUGGAACUGCUGCUCAUCAGCUUGCUGGACCGAGAACUGGAAACGCCGGGUACCAGCUGGCGUGUCAAGGUUCGAAGCCCGCACAGAGCAUCAGACGAGGCGGAGCAGCCGCAGCUGGUGCUGCCGAACAUUGACCCCAGGGCGCCGCCGCGGCAGCCGCCGGGCGGCUCCUCCUCUCAUGCGCAUGGGCGCAGCGCGUGCCUGCAGGCGGAGAUUGUGGAGAGUGCGGACGACACGGGCGGGCUGAUGCACCUGAGGGAGGCGGACACCAGCACCAGCAGCUUGGCGAGGAUCAUAUUGUGGCGCCGCGACCUGCUGGCGGGUGUGAUGGAGCUGGAUGAGAAGCUGGUGGUGCGCAAGGCGGACGUGGGCACGGGGCUGAUUGUGGGGCUGCCGCCCUCGGCACUGCUGCGCAUGCCGCUGCACAGGCUGCUUGACGUGCCCAAGGGCGCCCGCUGGGACGAGCUGAUGAAGGAGCGCAAGAAGCGCGGUGCGCUCAAGGGCAGCAGCGGCCUGGUGGUGUCCCCGCAGCAGGCCUUCACGGGGCCGCACCCGGACGGUGGGGUCAUGCGGGUGCACAUGCAGGGUGUCAGCGGGCCGGGCGCCAGCCGCAUCUACGUCACACUGCACCCCGACACCAGCUUCACGGGCGCCCGUGCCAACAUCUACCGAGCUCUGGGACUGGACGGGCUUAUGGGCGACACCUCAGUCACGCACCACCACCACCACCAUCACCACCACCACCACGAGCACGAACAUCAUGACUCCAGCGCGGGAGCACCAACCUCCGGAGCCGGAGCAGGGGCAGCGGCGUCGGAGGCGCAGGGCCAAGGCGACCAGCCUGCUGCCACCACUGCUGGUGCUACAACUCCUGCUGCUGCUGCUGCUGCUGCGGGUGCUGCCGCUCCUUCUCCAGAUCCUGCUGCCGCCACGAUUGCCCCCGAUGCGACUGCUGGCGCCGCACCCGCGCCUGCUGGUGCUGCCCCCUCAGCUCCGGCUGGGCAGGGAGAGGCAGCAGCAGCAGCGGGAGCAGCAGCAGCGGGUGCAGCAGCAGCAGCCGGAAGGGCUGCGGCGGCUGAGGGUGGUGGUUCCAUCGCGGGUGGCGGCUCGCUGCACCCCAGCCUCUCUCAACACCACCACCAUCACCACCACAACCACCAUGUGCACAUCGAGGAGGGAGCCAUUCAGGAUACCGCGGACGACCAGUCGUCGCUGCCCGAUCGCGACGGCGCCAGCGAGCGCGAGGGCAGCGUGUCGGAGUCGAGUGCCAGUGACAGCGAGGAGGAGGAGGAGGAUGAAGAGAAGGAGGAUGGAGAGGAUGGGGAGGAUGGGGAGGAUGGGGAGGCGGGUGCGGGCAAUGAAGCAGAUCCGACGCAUCUGUACAAGACCGUCCGCAACCAGUCCGACUUUGUGGUCCAAUGGGUUCGAACCCUCUCCAAGCAGCUGGCAGGUCUGGCCGACCCAGAUCGCGACAUCAUCCCACUGACCCGUGGGUCAUCCUCCCUGCGCCAGCUCUCCGGCCUCGGUAACCGCAGCCGCAGUGCUCUGCACAGCCCGCCUCCCCCCGAGCCCAGCGCCGCCGCUGCCGCCUCAGCCUCGCAGCACCACCCCCUGCAUGGCAGCUCCUUCAGGGGUGGGUCCCCGGGUCCAGCAGCUGGAGCUGGAGCUGCAGCGGCGGCCGGUGAGGAUGAUGAGGAGGCGGAGGAGGAUGCCAUGGGCGGCGGGGGGGCGGGGGAUGCGGAGCGCAGCCUACCCAGCUUGAGCGGCGCAGGUCUGCGGAAGGUACCCAGCGGCAUUGGCGGAGGAGGAGGCGGAGGAGGGUUUGCCGGCAUGGCGGGUGGUGGUGGUGGUGGUGGUGGAGGUGGCAGCGGGCGGUUCGGCCGUGUGAGCAGCAUGAGUCGCGGCGCCUGGGCGGGGCCGGGCACGGAGUCGCUGAACCUUCGCGGCAGCAGGCGGCGUCUGGACCUUGCAGCCCUGCAGGCCAUAAACGAGGCGGAGACGGGGGGCGGGGAGGGGGGUGGCGGUGGCGGGGAGGGUGGAGAGGAGGAGGAGGAGUUCCUGUACGGCCCUCAGAAGAGCGGACUCAGCGGCGUGCUGUCCAAGUCACACUCCGCAGGCUUUGUCGACAACGACGGUGCCAGCAGCCAGGGCGACGACGACGAGACCGCCAGCCAGGGGCUGGGGCAGACCUUCAAUGAUGGCUCCUCCGCGGUGGAUGUGGACCUGGCGAUGGAUGCACGGAGGGCGCGGCUACUCAAGAGACUGGUCAAGCUGCUGUCGGGCCCCCGGCUGAUGGUCCCGCUGGACCGCAUGCGGCGACACACCUGGGCGCUGCUGGCGGUGAUGCUGGUCGCACACGUUAUCGUCUAUGUGGUGUUCGUCAUCAUGGUGAACCGCCAGUUCACCAACGUCCGCGAGGUGCACCGCCUGGCCCUGGCCGCCGACCGGGCGCAGCUGGUGGUCGUCAAGACCGCCAUCGCGGAGUUCUGCUCGCGCCCCGGCAUGCUGCCCGUCAGCGUGUGCGAGCGGGGGCUGAACGGCACGCUGGCGGACCUGCGGGUGGCGCUGGAGGACUUGGAGGCCUACCACCAGAGCACCUACAUGGGGCCGGGCGGCGUGCCGCGGAGGGUGAAGGACGCGGAGGCGUACCGCAUGUGGACGGACACCAACAGCAUCGUGUACCCGGUGUAUUUCGACACGCUGCAGCCCCACUGGACCAACGACACGGACGGCGUGUUUCAGCUGGGCAACCGCUUCAUAGCCACGGGCCGGGAGCUGCUGUACUGGGCGGGCGUGCUGGCGGGACGCAUACAGGACCUGCGCACCUACAAGUUCGUUAUCACCAACGGUCCCUGGGCGGUGUUCCAGGGUUACUCCGGCACGCUGGACUACUUUGUGAGAUACGCGUGGCAGGAGGUGUCCAAGGUUCAGACGGCCCUGAUCAUCAUGCUGGUGGUGGAGGCGGCUGCCGUACAGCUCUGCUGCAUCGUCUACCAGUUCCAGCUGCUGCUGGGGGUGGAGGCGGUGCGCUGCGGCGGCAUGCUGGCGGGGCUGGGCAUCCCGGGGCCCAUGCUGCGGGUGCUGGCCAACAGGCCGGUAGUGAUUGUGGAGGACAGCGACGACGAGGAUGCAGAGGAGGAGGACGGCGGCGUGGAGGGUGGCGGCGGUGGCGGUGGCGGCGGGGGUGACGACGGGACGGGUCGAGAUCACCGCGGCGGCGGCGGCGGCGGUCGGCAGCGUCGCAAUUCCAAUGAGGCCAUUCCAGUUCACCCCGGAGGCGGAGGCGGUGGUGGUGGUGGCGCCGGCUUGCGGCAUUCCGACUCUGAUUUCUCUGACAUGGGGGAUCGCGAGGAGCGGCCUGAGAAGACGCCGGAGAGGAGGUUGUUUGGCGGCUUUGGCGGCGGCGGCGGUGGGUUGGGAAUGGGGGCAUUGAUUGGCGGCAAGCGAGCGGGCGGCGGGCUGCGGAAGGGGCGCAGCGGGCGCAUGCACGUGAAUGGCAAGGAGCUGCAGAAGAGCUACGGAAACACGUUAAAGUUCAUGAUCCCCUUCCUGCUGUGGGAGGCCGCCCUCAUCCUUGUCGGCGCCAUCAGCUUCACCAAGCUCAACGGCAUGCAGGGCCCGCUGGCCUCCCUCAACAUGGCCUCCCACGUCAUCUACCGCUACACCCGAGUGCGCAUGUCGGCGCUACUGCUGGUCAGCAGCGAGACCCCCGCGCAGAUGGCCUACUACCGGGGCUUGCUGGGCGCGGAGCUGGAGAACCUGGAGAGCGAGUACGACACGCUGAUGUACGGCGGAUACGCGGUCACGCAGAACGGCACCGUGUUCACACACCCGGUUCCCGCCUCCACCUUCCAGAGCUCCUCCUUCUCCUCCAACUUCUUCAAGGAGCAGCGCUGCUUCCGCUGGGACCAGAGCCAGUGCUACACGGAGGGCAACCCGUACUAUGAGGUGACCCACCACGGCCUGGACGUCAUGCUGCGCCGCAUCCUGAGUGAGAUGCGCCUGCUGGUGGCGGACGAGGACGUCGACUCCACGUACAACGGCACACGAUACCUAACCAUGUACUUCGUGGGCACCAAGGACCUGUACGAGGGUCUGCAGAGCUCCGCACAACUGUUCGUGGACUUCUCAAUCACCAGAUACAACAGCAUUAAGCUGCUGCACACCAUCCUGCUGGUCGCCACCAUCUUCCUCAUGCUGCUCUACAUCGUCACCCUGCUGCGACCCUACGCGGCGGCGGCGGAGAAGGAGGCGGGGCAGCUGGCGGGGCUGCUGAGUCACGUACCCGCGGAGAUGGACGUCGUGAGUCACGUACGACAGUUGCUGCGAUCGCUGAAUAAACUGGAUCAGGCG
Molecule: messenger RNA, 7626 nt
Organism: Astrephomene gubernaculifera
Lineage: Eukaryota; Viridiplantae; Chlorophyta; Chlorophyceae; Chlamydomonadales; Astrephomenaceae
Source: the annotation of a GenBank genome assembly